Molecule: messenger RNA, 2965 nt
Organism: Cydia splendana
Lineage: Eukaryota; Metazoa; Arthropoda; Insecta; Lepidoptera; Tortricidae
Product: sodium-independent sulfate anion transporter-like
Exons: 14
Coding region: 179-1972 (597 amino acids)
Biological process (GO): transmembrane transport
Cellular component (GO): plasma membrane
Molecular function (GO): sulfate transmembrane transporter activity
Source: RefSeq, a predicted model, not a curated record
CCUAACGUCAUGGCGCCGUCACUUGAAUAGAGUUUGAUCGUGCGUAUUGUAAAUAAUAACUUAGUUAUGUACUGCAAUUACAUUAUUAUUCAUAUUUGUUGCUCCAAUUAGAUAAAACUACUGCUGCAUCAAAUGCACGUAAUAGGUAUUAUAUUCAGUUGUGUAGUGAUGUAAUAGAAUGGACGUGGAUGAUCCUAGCAGACCGCUACUUGGGCAUGCACCGGCUAGGCCGAGCCGCGUCCGUCGCGCCGCGUCGAAGCUGUGCGGGUUGGAGUCUUGGCGGCGGCGUGUCCCCAUCACAACAUGGCUGCCGAACUACAAGUCGGAAUAUUUGUUCAGGGACUUCAUAGCGGGUUUGACGGUGGGUCUGACCUCCAUUCCUCAAGGGAUCGCCUAUGCCAUAAUAGCAGGACUGCCGCCUCAGGUGGGCCUAUACUCCAGCAUCUUCCCCGGCCUCGUGUACGCCAUAUUCGGCAGCUGCAAGGACGUUACCGUCGGCCCGACGGCCAUACUGGCGGCGUUGCUCGCUAAAUAUGUCGCCAAGGCCGAGGCGUUCGCAUAUCUGGCUUCGUUCCUGUCCGGCUGUGUUAUUAUGCUGCUAGGGGCGUUGCAGUUAGGAUUCCUGUUGGAUUUCAUCUCUAAGCCGGUGAUCAGCGGGUUCACGGCGGCGGCCGCGCUGCAGAUCGCCGCCGCGCAGCUCAAGUCGCUCUUCAGGCUCACAGGAUCGUCGGGUAGUACAUUUCUGGAGGCCUUAAUCAAUUUAUUCAAGAAUAUAAAAACGAUACAUUUGUGGGACACCGUUUUAGGCGUCACCUGUAUAGUUUUACUGCUGCUGUUGAAACGUUUAAAGCUUUCAACGGAGUCUAGCUCAAGUCCCUUGCGCCUGCGCGUUGCGCGCGCCUGCGUGCACGCGGUGCGCGCGCGCAACGCGCUCGUGGUGUUCGCGGCCGCGCUGCUCGCCUACCUGCUGGCCAGGAACGGCACUUUACCCUUUGCACUCACUGGUACCAUAACAGGCGGGCUACCGAACUUCGCCCCUCCCCCAUUCUCGACAACCGUCGGCAACCAGACGCUCGCCUUCCCGGACAUGCUCGUCGUGUUCGGCCCGGAGGGGUUCGUGAUGCCGCUCGUCGCCAUUCUGGAGAGCAUCGCUAUAGCUAGGGCUUUCGCUGGCAGCAAGCCCGUCGACGGCACGCAAGAAAUGUUAGCCGUUGGUGCGUGCAACAUUGUCUCUUCCUUCUGCCAGGCCAUGCCGGCCACCGGCUCGUUUACAAGGACAGCGCUCAACCACGCCUGCGGCGUCGUCACCCCCGCCGGCUCCAUGUUCAAAGCUUUACUAGUCUUACUAUCAGUAACGUUACUCACUGAUGCAUUCUACUACAUUCCCCGCGCCGUGCUAGCGGCCGUCAUCAUGGUCGCUAUGAUGUCCAUUAUAGAGCUCGCUAUCAUACCGACACUGUGGAGGAAUAGCAAGGUGGAGCUGCUGGUGUACUCGGGCACAGUGGUAGUGGGGUGCGGCGUCGGCCUCGAGUACGGCAUCGCGGCCGGCGCGGGCGCCGACGCGCUGCGCGCGCUGGCGCGGACGGCGCGGCCGACGCUACACGCCGCCGUCUUCAAGGUCGGCAACCAGUCGUGUAUCUCCCUGACCCUGUCGGGUAGCCUCGGUUACGCCAGCGCGGAGCACUGCGCCAGCGCGGUCCGGAAACAGGCGCGCGCGACUCCGCUGGUAGUCGUGCUAGAUGGACGGUUGUUGACUAGUGUGGAUCUUGGGGUUGCUGAGAGCCUGAGCACCACGAUCCUGGACCUGGAGGAGCAGGGCCACCGGUUCCUCUUCUGGAACUUCUCCCCGCGACACCAGACACUUCUGGUGGAGUUGCAGCCUAACUUCGACACUAAAUUCGUGACUGGGCCCAGCAUCGACCAGCAUAUACUAGCUUUAGACAUCCAAAGAACACCGACGAUAGUAUACUGAAAAUAAGAAACACCUAUUAAUUGUACAACUACACUCCAAAGUAUAAUGUAUACGUUGUAUAUAGCUGCUUUGUUACUGCACACCGUUGUAUGGGUAUAGUUUUAGAGAAAUGUUGCUCCAAGUGAAGCGCGGCAGCGUCGAACUUUCCCCCUCCCCCCUCACUAAAUGAGAGGUGGCUCUCGACGGCUCCCGGUCUGUAUCUGCUCAUGACUAGCUAAGAAUCAACUGUGCCAAGUUUCAGCGCAUAGUCACAAAGUGCAAGGUGUCGUGCACUAACAAACUAGCUAUAUAAGUCUAGUUCUGAAAAUACUUCAGCAUACUCUAUAUAGAUCAGAUACAGAUAGAUCGACCAAAUGAAUAUUUACAAUUUUAAGCGAAACUUGAAAUAAUAUACCACUUAUAUAAGUUUAAUACACAUAUUAGUAAGAUUAGCUAGUCACUUUUCCAAUGAUAUGGUGCAUGUUCUAAAAUGUUUAAAUUUAUCUGCAAAUAAUUACAAUACCUAAAUAUUCUAAAAAUAAAUAUAGCGAUAACGGCAGGUGGCUGUAAUUAAUUAGUAUUCUAUGAAAUUCUUUAUUAUAAAUAAUCUUUAUUUUACAACGUUUUACAGGUAUAAAAUAAAGAUUUUUUAUAAUAUGACCCUUAAAAUUUUCGACGUAGGUACGUAAUGUGCUUAUUAUAAUAUAGCACAGGGUGUCGUAAUGGAGCACCAGAUGUACUGUAAAACUAUGUAGUUAAGUGACCCCGUUUUGAAAAACCUAUUAUAUUUUAUUUGAUAUGGUAUCUUCCUCAGUCAAUCUUGUAUCGAAUUUAUCAGAAUUUUAAUUAUAAUACCUAACGUACUUUGCAAUGUAUCGAGACUUCAAAAUAAUAUUAAUUUUGACAUUCCCAAUGUAUUUGUUACUUAUGUAGAUAGGAAUUAGAAUAAGAAUAACCGAUGUGAUAAAUGAUAUAUUCUCGUUAAAGAAUAAAAUAUAUUUUAUGACUUAUCUA